Molecule: messenger RNA, 3217 nt
Organism: Notolabrus celidotus (New Zealand spotty)
Lineage: Eukaryota; Metazoa; Chordata; Actinopteri; Labriformes; Labridae
Gene: pcare1
Product: photoreceptor cilium actin regulator 1
Exons: 2
Coding region: 1-3066 (1021 amino acids)
Source: RefSeq, a predicted model, not a curated record
AUGCAAAAAAAGAAAGAGAAAGACAAACAAGUAACAGAGCAGAAGGUGGACUUCCCAGAACCCCUGGUAAAGGCUCACCAAGCUGCAUAUGCCUUUUUGAAUCCGAGUAUAAACAAAUAUGACGAUCUGCUUGGACUUCUGGAACAAGCAACCCACACACAGGUUUCCGUGCAGCCUAUGGUUGCUUUUAUGGCUCUACGCUAUGAGGAAAUAAUUCAAGGACUUGAAGAGAUGGUGGAUGAGGGAGAAAAAGUUUUGAAAGAGAAUGGAGAACAUCUUGCUUGGCCAAGUCAAAUAAAGAAUCUUUCAUCCUCUCCUCCUACGAAGUCUGGCUCUGCAAACAUUGAGUCCCCACCAGAUUUGUUGCAGCAGCUGCUUCAGUAUACCACACAGAGAAUGCGAAAUGUGAGCCAGACGGUUGGUGGAAUUGGUGAUUCUGCUUUGGUGGAAGCAGUGGAGUAUUUUGCCUCUGUGUCAGAGCUUUUGGAGGAGAAACUCAAAGUCAAACGUGCAGUAGAGAGCAGGCUAAUGAGACUCUUAUCUCGCAUUGAAAUGGCGUCUCUGCACAAGCCUCGUCCAGAGGACUCUGCACUCUUCAGUGAGGACAGUGGUAUUGGGGCUGAGAAUGAAUCCCUUACUGGAUCUGAAAGACGCUUCAGAAGAGAGAGUUGUGGAUCCACUGGGACAAACAGAACCACUCCGGUCAGCUCCAUGGAGUACUCCUCCAUGAACGUCAGACAAGUGUCAAGGCAAAAGCCUACAAGGAAAAUAAGUCCAAGUGUUUCUCUGACUUCCCUAAACUCGUUAAGCUCUAUGAGUACCAUGAUGGCCAAUAACCAGAGAGACUCAGUGCUGGGUUCAGUUUCCUUUGAUGAUGCUGAGGAUGAUGACAUUAAUGAUGAAGAAGAAACUGAUAAAGACAGGGGAGAGCAAGUUGGUUUUAGAAAGCGGUCAAAUUUUUCCCCUUUAAAUCGAGACCAACAGAGCCCACGUCGCUUACCACCAAAACGUAUAGAGAAUCCUGAAAAUGUAGAAAUGACACUCAAAAUGAAAAAUGCUAUAAGUGGUAAGAUACAGUUUGUCCCGUCGCAGAACAACUGCUCCAAAACAAAGGUAGUUUUCAGUCCUAGAACUACUAGACGCCAGUGGACAGACGAGAAGGAACAAUCCCCAAAAAGGCCUCAAACAUCUGCACCAGUCCGGAGGGCUGUGGUGAAAAAGACUGUGGUGACCAAAGAGCAGCGAUCCCGGUCGGCAGAAUCCAUACGGAGUAAAGGUGAAGAUCCUACUCUGCUUGAGUUAGCUAGGACCCAGAAAGACUUAAACCAGCGGCUGCAGAAGAUGAAUAAAAGCAAGGCAAGUGGAAACAUCAGGACUGCUCCAUUGAAACAAAAUCAAGGUGCCUCACCUGCACAAUCUCCUGCAAUACGUCGCAAACAUCCCCCAGUAGAGAAAAAAGUCAGUAACCAAUCACUUAAAGACCAAUUAGGCCUUACAAGGUGCAACAGUGAUAGACAAGAGGCAACCAGUGAUGAAGAAGAACAUAAAGCAAAGGACAUGGGAAUGUCCAGGGGUCCCAUAAAAGUAACACCACCCCCUAGCCCUCCGCCAUCACCACGACCAUCUUCAGGCCUUCACAGAGGCAGAAACUCUGUCAAAAAACUGAUCGAUACCUUCAGUCAAGGAAGAGAGGAAAUAGACAGCCCCAACGUUCUUGGGCCUCUCAAAGGAGUGCGUAAGUGUGGCGUUCCUGUGAUGCCUGGUUUAGGAAAUGUUGAAGCUGUGCUGAGCACUGGGAUAACCAGCUGUAGACCUGAAUUUACUUUAUCGGAGAAAAACGAUGACUUUGAUCCAGAUAGUCUUCCUCCACCACCACUGGAAGUUUUGAUGGACAAUUCCUUUGAAAGUGCCCAGUGUCUUUCAGCUGGUGUAGCAGAUGAAGGGUCUGCAAAGGCCAGGAAAUCACCUUUAUUGAAAAGGACUGCAGUUUCACAACGAUUAAGGGCUUCAGUUCAAACAGUGACGGUGCUGCCCAGUAGAGGAGGCCUGCCUCAAGCUUCCAAGGUCAGCUCCCUUGAUAAAGCAGAUCAAAAAGACACAUCUGCUCCAUCAAAGGUCAGCCAACCAGAUGCUCAUCUGGAGGCGGAAAGAGAAAAGGAUUCAUUAUACCAGCAAGCCAGAAAGAUCAUACGCCAAAGACACUCUUCAGACUCAGAGAGAAUGUCAACAAGUCAUGUAGCAGUAAAUCCAGCUGACAUUCAAGAAGAGAAACGACAUGGUGGCAUCCUAUCAGUGCCUGGACCUCAUACUACAGUGCCUCCCUCUCCAGUAGUCAGAAGCCAACCAACUGCCACCCCACCUUUGUCUAGGGGUCGAAUAUUACCGUCCACACCAUCGACACCAAGCAGUCUAAAUCGAAGGCUUAACAGUCCCAGCAACUUCAAGAGGCAGCCUACUCCCCCUUCUUCAACUAGCCCCCCUCUUAACAGGAAACUCCCCACACCACCAGCGAUUCAGAGGAGGCUCCCAAGCCCAUCUGCUGCAAAGCAGAACAAUUCAUCCAUUUCCUAUCCCUUCAAAGCACCGUCUCCACCAGCUUCACCAAAACUACAACGAUGGUCAAGGGAGAACAGUAGUGAAGACUUAUCGAGUGCACGGAAGUUCAGCAAUGCACGCUCAGUUUUCUGCCCUGCAUCUUCUUCCCUGUUUGAAGCUCAGCCUUGUCCUGUUCCACGACCCCCUCAAGCCUGGAUCUCUGGGAUUUCUGUUCUCUCACGAACUUGGGAGAGUCGUGGAAGGUUUCCUGCAUCUGUUCAAGGACCUCAAACAUUCAUCAGACGGAGCCAUUCAGACCGUAGGCCAAGUCUGAGUCUGCCACCAAGAUCACCAAAGAUCUCAGUGGCUGAGACGUGUGGGAGUGAGCCAACAAUUUAUACACCAGGGCUGGAUGAUGAACCAACCAGAGAGGAUGACCUGUGGGGAAGCCAAUCAGACCUCCGAGCUACACCACGCUCUGCUUCACACCCGGACUUGUGUGUUGUUGGACAGGCCUUGCUCAGAGACUAACGGGGCCAAAGAAGGGCCAGUGGGAUUAUGGAUUACCAAGGAUUUAAGAUGAUGGUAUUUGUUCCACUGAGAGAAGAGGGAGAGCUAAUUCUAUCCACUUCACUGCUGUAACACAGCUUCACAUGUUUACAAUAAAGUGAAGAAAACUUAA